AUGGAUACUUUCAAAUCUUUACCUCAUGAAAUCUUGGAAAUUAUUUUGUCUUAUGCUGGAGACCAUGUAAAGAAUAGCCAACUAAUGGCUGUAAAUAGGAAUUGGUAUAAUAUAUAUUUAUCACUCGUCUACACUGCCCCCGUCAUCGAUUUGGAUUCUGAACCCUCCGAAUUUUAUGGUAUUACGGAUUCCCCGUUUCGUCCAGGGCAGUACACAACGUCCAUUACUUUUCGAUCUUUUAGCCCAGAGCCAGAAUGCACCCAAAGCAGGCUUUAUCGCUUAAUGAUGCAUACACCCCACGUUAAGGAAGUCAAAUUCCACAAGAUUAAAAACGUUAAAGCGCAAGGGUGGGAGUAUUUUUAUACAGUGCUCAAAACUGCAAACGCCUGGAAAUUACAUUGCUUACCAGACGAUUGGAAAUUAAAAGCUGUAAAUGAUAAAGCCGAUAGGACAUUGAUUUAUUCGACUUACUUGGAAUGUGCGCAACAUUUGAAGCAUUCAAUUAAUUCUCUCCGUUUGAUGAAAAAAAUGAUGCCAACGAAUAUGGAUCUCAGUUUUUUAAAUGUAUUAACCGCGUUGCGAUCCUUAAAUAUUACUAAGGGUUACCUUAAGAGCGUAUACGACUUGGAUCUUCUGCUUCAACACGUCCCCAUGCUGGAGGAGCUCGAGGUGGAUUUCAAAAAGACAAGCUUCAUUUCAGAUCAUAACAACGGUGGAAUAAUCCUGACUAGAGAGUAUCCGAGUAUAAAGACACUUAAUUUCCGUUCCUUUGUCUUUCAAACAGACCAGCAAGCAUGCAUAUUUUAUGCAAAUUUCACAGGCCUUAAAAAACUAUACAUUGCAGGCGUUCAAAACGAACUCACACUAAAACCAGAAACAGCAAAGAAGUUUUUCACAAUGCUUUUGUCACUUUUGGAUUACGAUUUUAAGCUUCGUGGAGCUUUUAUUGACAAGUUUGAUUUCAUCAAUGCCAACUAUCUGCAAGAAACACACGCUUCCGUAUAUAAUCAUAAAAAGAAGACCGAUGCGGUCGAUAUCCAAAAAUCAAAAGACUUCCCAGAUGGGAUGAUAAAUUAUUAUUUUACAGAUGAUCGUGCUGUUGCUACGCAUGUUCUGUUAAGAUUGGGUCCCUAUAUACAGCGAAUCCAGUUCAAUAAUGUGGAUAAUAAAAAUAUUCAACACUAUCUGGAGGUUAUUUUCAGUAACAAGCACAAAAACCUGCACACUAUUGUUUUCAAUAGUCUCGCUUUCCUGCAGCUUUCCAAGGCUAACUUUUUCUUCACAAGUGGCAUCCAAACUAUAUUGUUUGAUAAUUGUAAACUUUCCGAAUAUGCUUUGAAAGAGUUAUCAUUGCACUUUACAAAUUUAAAGGUAGUUAAUUUUAAAGAUUCCGCGUCUGAUGAAUCUUUCGAUAAUAGGCGGAUUAAUAUAAUCCUGCCAAACACUGAUAUUCAACAACUCUCGGUAACAUGUAGUAAUCCCCUUUUAAACCUCAUUUACACCAUUUAUCCCGGAAGUUGGGAUCCACGGAUGCUUCCUUUCGUUUCAGUCACAUUGACAGAUGAAGGUGUUACAAGAUACUAUUAUACAAGAGAUGAAAGGGUACCAGAGAUUGUGGAAACAACAAAAAAGCAUUUUAAACUGGUUGAAAAAGGGACAUUAGAAGGUUAUGUUGAUCUCACUACAAUUGUAAUUAUCCACGUUAAAUCGAUCCGAGAACUUACAUUGAAAUUAAAUAAUAAUCUAUCACGCGAUAUUAUAAUGGUUUUCAAACCUUUAAAAAAGCUUUAA
Mucor mucedo is the source of this 1791-nucleotide messenger RNA. RefSeq lists its product as uncharacterized. NCBI's taxonomy places the organism in Eukaryota, Fungi, Mucoromycota, Mucoromycetes, Mucorales, Mucoraceae. The transcript has a single exon. The coding region runs from base 1 to 1791 and encodes 596 amino acids. The record is from RefSeq and is a predicted model, not a curated record.